Molecule: messenger RNA, 2143 nt
Organism: Tarenaya hassleriana
Lineage: Eukaryota; Viridiplantae; Streptophyta; Magnoliopsida; Brassicales; Cleomaceae
Product: F-box/kelch-repeat protein At3g61590-like
Exons: 3
Coding region: 504-1724 (406 amino acids)
Molecular function (GO): protein binding
Source: RefSeq, a predicted model, not a curated record
AACACGCGCCGACACGCGCCGAUCUGUGCUCCAUUGAUUUAACCGCAAGCCUUAUAAAAAAAAAAUGAGCACAGCGUCUUCCCUCUUCCUCGCGCUGCCCCUCGUUUUUUUUCUUUGUUCUCUGUCUCAACCAGGUCAGGGAAAAAAAAUUAGAAAUGAAAAGGAAAGAGACGUGAAACGCCCCUUUCUCACUCUCUCCACAGCGACGUAGAGCUUCUUUCCCUCAGUUUUCUUGAUGAAUGGACCGCCUCCUUGUUUAUUAGUCGAAUUUCUGAGAGACCCAUUUCAUUGUUAUCUUCUAUUUCUGGGAAAAAUCUCAUCUUUCGGCCUUUCCGUCAUCUCUCCACGGUUUCUGAAAGGGAAGAGCUACCCACUUGCAUUCCCUCGUGAAAUCUGUCCGCAUAUCUCGAAUUUGCGAGAAAUUUUGCUUCGAAUCUCGGGAAUUCUGACGAAUUCAGGUCGACGCAUUUCUUCAGAGGGAGAAUUCGGACAAGAGGUUGAAAAUGGAAGCAGAGACGUCAUGGGCCAACCAUCUUUUCAGCUAUCCAAACGGAGAGAUCGUGGAUGGUGGUGGUUCAUAUUCUGAACAGAGCGAUGAAGAAAACAAAGAAAAUGCCUCCUGGUCUAUGGAUUCUCUCCUCCCCGACGAUUUGUUGGAAAGAAUUCUCUCUAAUCUUCCGAUCGCAAGCAUUUUCAGGGCGGGUUCCGUAUGCAAAAGGUGGAACGAGAUCGUCACUUCCAGAAGGUUCUUGUGGAAUUUCUCCAACACUGUUUCCCAGAUACCUUGGUACUUCAUGUUCACAAGUUCAGACGAGCCUUCAGGUUAUGCCUAUGACCCUAUUCUCCGAAAAUGGUACAGCAUUGAUCUUCCUUGCAUCGAGAGAUCCAACUGGUUUGUCGCUUCCUCUUGUGGGUUGGUCUGUUUCAUGGACAAUGACUGUAGGAACAAGAUUUAUGUCUGUAAUCCCAUCACCAAACAAUGGCGGAGGCUUCUCGAGCCACCCGGUCACAGGCUGACAGAUUACACCGCCCUUUCAGUGUCAGUGAACCGAGAGCUGCAGAGUUAUUCAGUCUCGGUUGUGAGAUCCAAGCAAGUGCCCGGGAAUUUCUUCCAAUGGGAUCUGUCCAUUCACAUAUAUAACUCGGAAACGAUGACUUGGGCAACAUAUGUAACAGAUGUCCUGUCUGGAUGGAGGGGCGGGGACGAGAGCAUCAUCUGUGAUGGAAUAUUAUACUUCUUGAUCUACUCGACAGGGGGAGGAAUGCCUGAUCACCGCCAUGGUCUGAUCACUUUCAACCUAUCGUCCCGAUCUUCUUGUUCAAUCCUGAUGAGGACUUUCAUUCCGAUGCCGUGCUCUCUCACGUGCGGAAGGCUGAUGAACCUCGGAGAGAAGCUCGUGAUGGUCGGAGGAAUCGGGAAACCGGACAGAAGAGACAUUAUAAAGGGGAUCGGGAUCUGGGUUUUGAAGGGGAGACAGUGGGAAGAGAUUGCCAAAAUGCCUCAGAGGUUCUUCCAAGGUUUCGGAGAGUUUGACGAUGUUUUCGCAAGCAGUGGCACCGAUGAUCUGAUAUACAUACAGAGCUAUGGAGCUCCUACUCUUCUGACCUUCGACAUGAACCAGAGGCAAUGGAGAUGGUCUCAGAAAUGCCCCGUCUCAAAGAGGUUCCCGCUUCAACUCUUCACUGGUUUUUGCUUCGAACCGAGACUUGAUAUCGCUCCAUAGUUUUAUCUCUUAAUUGUUUAGUUCAUAUUCUCGUCGGACCAAACCAAAGUCGAAAUCCAUGAUAUAGAAAAGUGUGUUACAAAGGGUAUCCAAAAUCUUGGGAGUUUUGUCCGAUUGUCGGGAAAUGCUUUGCACAUGAAGGUAAAGUACCUGCAGAAUGGCGGAGUUGUUGAAGAGUUCGGGAAUAUUGUUAUUUACAUUUUGGUACUUAAAACAGUUAUUACAUUUCAUAUCGGUACCAGAAGUUUUUAUUUAUCUGAUAGGUCCACCAAUCCACACGGUUGACACCUUUUUUUAGGUCGAGUACGGUAAAAGUCGAGAGGGGUCGGGUUUCUGAAACCAGGUUGUCUUGUUGCUGUCCCUGAAAAUUCGAUAUAUGUAUAUAUCAUAUGAGUGAAUUGAAAGAAGCAAUUAAAAUU